Onychostoma macrolepis is the source of this 3832-nucleotide messenger RNA. Its product is annotated as zinc finger protein 420-like. Bases 322 to 3546 code for a protein of 1074 amino acids. The record is from RefSeq and is a predicted model, not a curated record. Gene Ontology annotation, molecular function: DNA-binding transcription factor activity, RNA polymerase II-specific; RNA polymerase II cis-regulatory region sequence-specific DNA binding. Gene Ontology annotation, biological process: regulation of transcription by RNA polymerase II. Lineage: Eukaryota; Metazoa; Chordata; Actinopteri; Cypriniformes; Cyprinidae. The transcript is spliced from 4 exons.
UAAGCAAUUAAGGUGUAUAAAACGUUCCCAAGUGUAUUAAAGUUGUGCUCAACAACAUGGUAAUAUUUCCGACAGCACUUUGUGUUGGUAAUUUUGAACGUAGUAUUGUAGCUUUGUCUAGUGCUGCAUAACGUUAGUUUGUUUCUCGUAAAUAGCGGCAAAAUGUGUGACUUUUAUUUUUCUGGGCAAAGCGCAUCCACACAUUAGGAACAGAGUGAAUCACUUAUCCCUUAUUUCUGAUGACUAUAUCUUAAAGGUGACAAAGAAAAGUUUCCAGGCAAUUAGGAGCUCUGAGAUCUGGCUGACAUAACUGUUGUAAAGAUGGAGUUUAUUAAAGUGGAGAUUGUGGACAUGAGUGAUCCAGAACCGUGCAAAGUGAAGGAUGAAGAUACUGAGGAACAGAGAGACCAGAUGGAGGUGAAAGAGGAAAGAGAAGAACCGAGUGACAUCAAGGAGAACCACUUUAUUGAAAUGCCUGAAGAUUUUAAAGUUGGAGAAGUGUCUUUAACUGAAACAACAGAAGCCAAACAUUCUUUCUCCUGCCCUCAGUGUGAAAAGACCUUCACACAUAAAGGAAACCUUAGGGAUCACAUAAAAAUUCACAUCGGAGAGAAGCCUUACGCAUGCCGUCUGUGUGGAAAGAGCUUCAUUCACAAAGGACACCUUAAUGAUCACAUGAGGAUUCACACGGGAGAGAAGCCUUACGCAUGCCACCUGUGUGGAAAGAGCUUCACGUGUAAAGGAAGCCUUAAUGGUCACAUGAGAAUUCACACCGGAGAAAAACCAUUCACAUGCCACCUGUGUGGAAAGAGUUUCACAUGUAAAGGAAGCCUUACUUGUCAUGUCCGGAUUCACACUGGAGAGAAGCCUUUCACUUGCCCUCAGUGUGAAAAGAGCUUCUCACAUAAAGGAAGCCUUAAGUGUCACAUGAGAAUUCACAUCGAAGAAGGGCCUUUCUCAUGCAGUCAGUGCGGGAAGAAUUUCACACAGCAAGAAUACCUUAAAAAUCACAUAAAGAUUCACACUGGAGGGAAGCCUUUCACGUGCCAUCUGUGUGGAAAGGGUUUAACGUGUAAAGGAAGCCUCAAGUGUCACAUGAGAAUUCACACUGGAGAAAAGCCCUUCACGUGCCUUCAGUGCGGAAAGAGCUUCACAAAUAAAGGAAACCUUAAGAUUCAUGCAAGAAUUCACACCGAAGAGAGCCCACUGACUUGCCUUCAAUGUGGAAAGUGUUUCACGCAUAAAGAAAACCUUAAAUGUCACAUGAGAGUCCACACUGGAGAGAAGCCGUUCACUUGUCAUCAGUGCGGAAAGAGUUUUGCUCGGAAAGUAAUCCUUCAGAAUCACAUAAAAACUCACUCCGGAGAGAAGCCUUACACGUGCAACCAGUGUGGAAAGAGUUUCACAGAUAAAGGGUAUAUCAAGCGUCACAUGCGAAGUCACACCGGAGAGAAGCCGUUCACAUGCCCUCAAUGCGGAAAGAGUUUCACGCAUAAAGGAAACCUUAAAAUUCACAUCAGAAUUCACACCGGAGAGAAACCCUCCAAGUGUCCUCAAUGCGGAAAGAGCUUCACACAUAAAGGACAGCUUAAGGAUCACAUGAGAAUCCACACCGGAGAAAAGCCCUACACGUGUCCUCAAUGCGGAAAGAGCUUCAAAUGUAAAGGACACCUUAAGACGCACAUAAGGACUCACACUGGAGAGAAGCCUUACUCGUGCCACGAGUGUGGCAAGAGCUUCACAGUUCAAAGAAGCCUAAACAUGCACAUGAAAUAUCAUUCUGGAGAGAAAUUACAUGAGUGCUCUGAGUGCGGCAAGAGGUUUGCAGAGAGCAACACUUUCAAAACUCAUUUGCUCAUUCACUCAGGAGAACGGCCAUUUAGUUGUGAUCAGUGCGGGAAAAAGUUUAUUCUGGCGGCGCGAUUAAAAGCACACCUGAAGCUUCAUACGGAUGAGAGACCCUACUUAUGCUCUUUGUGCGGAGAGAGUUUCAAACUGCUCGGCAGCUUAAAAUCGCACCAGAAAAUACACGCCAGUGAGAAAUCGCAUGUGUGUCCUGAGUGCGGUAAGGCUUUUACCAGAGCGACAUACUUGAAACGGCACCAGCGGACCCACACUGGAGAAAACCCUGGGAAGGAAACGGAAUACUGCAAUGAUUUGUUUGCUGAUAGUUUAUCUCACGUAAAUGGCGCCAAAAUAUAUCGGUGUUAUUUUCUGAGUGAAUCGCGUCAACACAUGAGGAACAGUAGUGAUUUACUUAGCUUUUCUUUUUCUUUCUACUGGUUUUUCUCAUUGAAAGCCUCUAGACAAGCAGCAAAACUCCACAGGAGUAACAGCUGUGAUACUUUACAUGGAAAGAUGGGGUUUAUUAAAGAGGAGCCUGAGGACAUAAGUGAUCCAGAGCCAUGCAGAGAGAAAGAGGAAGAAACCGAGGAACUAAUAGGCCUGAAGGAAGUGAAAGAGGAGAGUCAAGAGCCUAAUAAAGUUGAAGACAACCACUAUUUUCAGAAACUUGAAACAGAAGAAAACUCUCAGCCUGCAAAUCUCUCGCAAAAAGGACACGUUAAAAAUCAUGCCAGAAAGAAGCCUAUAACAUGCAGUCAUUGUGGAAAGAAUUUCAGUCACAAAGGACAAUUUAAUAUUCACAUGAGGAUGCACACUGGAGAGAAGCCCUUUGUGUGUCCUCCGUGUGGAAAGAGGUUUAUUCAUAGGGGACAUCUUAACGAACACUUAAGGAUUCACACCGGAGAGAAGCCGUUCACAUGCACUCUCUGUGGAAAGUGUUUCACGCAUCAAGCAAGCCUGAAGUGUCACAUGAAAAUCCACACUAAAAAGAAUCCGUUCACAUGCCCUCAAUGUGGAAAGAGUUUCCUUCAUAAAGGACACCUUAAUGAACACUUAAGGAUUCACACCGGAGAGAAGCCGUUCACAUGCCCUCACUGUGGAAAGUGUUUCGCACAUAAAGCAAGCCUGAUGUGGCACAUGAGAAUCCACACUAAAGAAAGUCCCUUAACUUGCUGUCAGUGUGGGAAAAGUUUCACGCAGCAAGAAAAACUUAAGCGUCACAUGAAAAUCCACACUAAAAAGAAUCUGUUCACAUGCCCUCAGUGUGGAAAGAGUUUCGUUAAUAAAGGACACCUUAAUGAUCACUUACGAGUUCACACCGGAGAGAAACCGUUCACAUGCUCUCAGUGUGGAAAGAGUUUCAGCCAUAAAGGAUACUUGAGUGUUCACCUGAGAAUCCACUCUGGAGACAAGCCAUAUGUGUGUGAUCAGUGUGGGAAGAGUUUCAUUCAUAAAGGACACCUUAAUGAACACUUAAGAAUUCACACCGGAGAAAAGCCUUUCAAAUGUACUCAGUGUGGACAGAGUUUCACACACAAAGGAAGCCUAAGAUUGCACAUUAAAAAAUAUCAAACUGAAGAUGGUAGAAGCCUUAAGUGUCACACGAGAUGCCUAAAAAAAUGCCCUCAAUGUGGAAAGGGUUAUAAACAUAAAGGACACCUUAAGAAUCAUAUAAGAACUCACACCGGAGAUAAGCCUUGAGCCUAAAAACACGCUUAAAAUGACUCUAAAUGAAACCUAAAUAAACCCUUUGAACUGCAUAACCUGUCUGGUUUCUCCCAGACUUUUUUUCUCUACUGCUGUCUUUACAGCCCAGGUUUUUGUUAUUUGCCACAGUGCCUUUGGCUUGAUAAUAAGACAAAUAUAUAAAGGCACAUUUUUUACGAAGCUUUAUGGAAUGUUUUCUGUAAAGCUGCACUGAAACAAUGUACGCUGUUAUUGAUAUAGAAGUGAAACGUUAUAUGAAUAAAAGGUGAGAGAUAAAUCA